AUGAACGCCAGCGUUAAUGUCGAGAGGAAUUCCUGGCGGCUGCCUCCCGACGAGACCGUCCAGGUUGCCGAUCCUCGGACCAAGGAAGAGAUAAAAGAGGAUUCAUACGGCGACAGCGGACACAACUGGAAGAGUAUUAUAUUUGCAUUACUAGUUAUUGGAUUCGUAAUAGCCGGAAUCGUCACGGCAAUUUAUCUUCUAGGAUACGUAGACGAGCUAUUGUAUUGGAGCGGUAGACGUCUCACACUAGAAGAGUGCCUUCAAGAGGACCUAUCACCUCGUCGGUUGCCACCCGCCUGGGUAACUCAUGAUAAAUUCGUUUACCAAGCUGACGAUGGUUCAUUAGCGCUUCUCGAUACUUCCAACAAUUCCGUCUCGCUACUAGUCUCCAAUCACACUCUCAGACAGCUCAACGUUCAAGGCUUCCAGUGCAGCAGUAAUCUACGGUACGUGCUUUUUAAGCACGAUGUUAAACCAAUGUUAAAUGUCCGCUUGUCCCAAUUUUUAAAAAAUAACACUUUAAUCCCCCAGGUAUUCAAGCACACGUUCACCGCGCUCUACACAGUCUACGACGUCACUAACGACCACCAUACUCCCCUACGUCUUCACGCCUCGCCGCGGGUCCAGCCAACUAGACUGCAGUACACCGCCUGGUUGGGUAACAGCACAUCGCUAUUGAUGAUAUCCGAUAACAAUAUAUUCUUAAGAAUGUCGCCGUCGGCGCCAGAAGACAAGCGACUGACUGACACUGGAGUGCCUGGUAUUAUUUACAAUGGAGUCCCAGACUGGCUUUAUCAGGAGGAAGUGCUUCCCAAACCUGAGGCACUCUGGCCUAGUCCUGACGGCAGUCUGCUCCUCUACGCUUCUUUCAAUGACACCAAAGUCACGUCUCUGGAGUUUCCGUGGUUCGGGAAUCAAAUGGGUCAGGAUGGUGCUAGCUCGAGUCCAGCGGGUAUUGUUAAGAAGGGAUCCUUUCCACCAUCAAAAUCCGUGAGAUAUCCGACGCCCGGCUCACCGAAUCCCGAAGUCUGUUUGUGGAUUCACGAUCUCACCAACAUUACCGCCGAUACAACUAAUGAAACUUUAAUUACUUCUUUAGACAGGAUAAUGCUCAAACCACCGACAACUCUCGAUGGCCACAUAGUGUGGAUGACACGCUCUCAAAAUUUAUCGGUGGUAUCAGCGUACCGGGCGCCGAAGUGGGAAUGCGAGGAGAGACACUCGGAGCGUGCUCCAGAAGGGCAGUGGCUUGACGCACAACCGCAUCCAGUGUUUGCGUCAGACGGGAGCAGCUUUUUGCUGCUGGCCGCUGUGCAGGAGGGUAACCAGGAGCACUUUACUCAUAUCAAACAUGUCGAGCUUACACAACAGCGAGUCGCGGUGUUGUCACACGGCCGAUAUGAAGUCAGUGAAAUAUUGGCCUGGGACAGUCGCGCCCAUUUGGUUUAUUACCUCGGCACACGUGAGCGGAAACCAGGGCAGAAACAUUUGUAUGUGGUCAGAGACCCCACGACCGACGACCCGCGACGGCUCGAGCCCCUCUGCAUCACCUGCGAUCUCGGAGACGUCCUCUGGAGCAGUCGAUUCUAUUAUACCAAUUGUACACAUUUCGGUGCUUCGGUUAGCCCUUCAACAGAAACUAGACAAGGGUAUUAUGUGCUCCAUUGUGAAGGCCCGGGAUUACCUCUUGCUGGAGUUCAUUCAGUGACAAACCACAAAAUGGUGCCGCUGCCCCAAGGAUGGAGAGCCCAAGUCCAGUUGCAGCUACCGCCGUCCUGGCGAGAAGAGCUCCGCGACGCGGCUUUUCCAGUCCUGGUGGAAGUUAAUGGUCGACCUGGGAGCGAAGCAGUAACGGACAAGUUCCAAAUCGACUGGGGAACCUACAUGUCCAGCCACAAUGACGUGGUCUACAUACGGCUGGACGUUCGCGGUGCGCGGGGCCAAGGAAAAAAGGCCCUGUACCACCGAAUCGGGGGCGUUGAGGUCCAGGACCAGCUGACCGUGCUCCAGUACCUUCUCAAUACUUACCAAUACCUAGACGAGUCCCGGGUCGGCGUCUGGGGCUGGGGGUACGGAGGAUAUGUCACUGCGAUGGUCCUCGGCAGCCAGCAGAAUGUCUUCAAAUGCGGCAUUGCGGUCAAUCCCAUCGCCGAUUGGUUGUAUUACAAUUCAGCGUUCACGGAACGGGUCUUGGGCGCCCCAAUCGAAAAUUACAAGGGAUAUGUCGAGGCGGAUUUGACUCAGCGCGCAAGAUUAGUACCGAGUCACAGCCUCUACCUUGUUCACGGUCUAGCUGACCUAACAGCGCCUUAUACACACGGUAUAGCCUUCGCUAAAGCUCUGUCUGAAGCCGGUGUUAUCUUUAGGUAUCAGAGCUAUGCGGAUGAGGAUCACGCUUUAACGGGCGUGAUCGAGCACGCUUAUCGAUCCAUGGAGGACUUCUUCACAGAGUUUUACACAAUAGUUAGGGUGCCGGAC
Molecule: messenger RNA, 2478 nt
Organism: Cotesia congregata
Lineage: Eukaryota; Metazoa; Arthropoda; Insecta; Hymenoptera; Braconidae
Source: the annotation of a GenBank genome assembly